Messenger RNA from Spirometra erinaceieuropaei, 5069 nucleotides. NCBI's taxonomy places the organism in Eukaryota, Metazoa, Platyhelminthes, Cestoda, Diphyllobothriidea, Diphyllobothriidae. The record is from the annotation of a GenBank genome assembly.
AUGCCCAAGAGGACCAGGGACGGCGGUCCGUCCAGUUCUCCGGAUCGACCGCGGCGCGUAGGUAGGCCUUCAGCUGGCAGUGAAACCUCUCGACCAUCCCGUUAGCAGCCGGGUGAUAGGCUGUCGUCCGGAUGCGCGUACAGCCUUAAAAGAGAGGAGAUACUGAAAGAGGUUAGACUGAAACUGGACAACGCGGUCAGUCGUGAUUGUGGAGGGUGCACAAAAGAUGGCAACCCAAUGACUGAAAAAAGCCUUCACCACCGAUGGAUCAGCUAUGUCAUGCAGGGGAAUAGCUGAAGGCCACCGGGUGAAGCGAUCCACAAGAUGAGGAGAUAGGAACAACCAUUGGACAGAGGCAGAGGGCCUACGAUGUCCAGGUGAACGUGGUUGAACUUUGCCCUAGGGCCCGAGAAGGUGCCAAUGGGGGCCUUAUUAUGCCACUGGACCUUAGUUGCCCGUAUCCGUGUUUUGAGGUCCUUGUGCAUCCCAGACACGACGAAGCAGUCGGAAACCAGCUUGUCGGUAGCUCGACUUUCAGGUUGAGAGAGAUUGUGCAGGGAUGAGAAAACUUUCCAACUGAAGGAUAAGGGCACAAAUGGACGAUGGAAAGGGGUGGAUACGUCGCAUUAAAUGGUGCCGUUGUCAGUUGUCAAUGGUAGUUCCUGAAGUUGGAGUCCGGAUUCAUCGUCAUCGCAGGGUGAACCGACACAGCCAUCAUAACGAGAUCGAUCCCGAUUGAAAGCUGGAAAUGAGCGAUAGAGGGCCUGAACAGUGCGUCAGCCACCUCAGUCCGUGACCCAUCAAUAUGGCAAAUGUCUAUAGUGAACUGCGAAAUGUAGUCCAGGUGGCGGAUCUCCCGGGGGUUUAGUUUGUCAGAGUGGGAAUGCAUAGCAAAUGUGAAUGGCAUAUGAUCUCUGAAAUUUGUGAACUCUCGACCUUCGAGUAAAUGUUGGAAGUGCCUUCGGGCAAUAUAAACGGCGAGAAGUUCACGUCCAAAUUUGAUGUAGCGCGUUUCGGUUUUGGAUAGUUUCUCGGAGAGGAAGGCCGACGGCACGAUAGAAUUUGGCAGACUAUGUUGUAAAACCCCGCAAACAGCAACAAUGGAGGCAUCGACCAUCACAUGUAUGGGUGCGUUAGCAUGAAAUUAAGUCAGGAGGGUGAUAGCAACUAGAUGGGCUUUAUCCUGCUCAGUUGACGUAAGUGCUGCUCCUGCUAUUUCAAACUUCCACUUAGAACCGGCGAGGAGACUGGUCAGGGGUAAGAUGGUGUCGCACAGUUCGGGAGAAACCGGCGAUAAAAGUUCACCGUUACAAGGAACCGUUGUAAAUGAUGCUUUGAGGUAGGGGGUGGAAAGUCACGAAAAGCGGCAACUCCUAAGAGAAGAGGCCGAAUGCGUUUGGGCCGAUCGGAUGACCUAAGAACUCAAGAGAAAUGGCUCCUAGGACACAUUUAGCAGGGUGCUGGGUGACACCAAACUUCUGAAAUCGGGUGAAAAGUCAAACGACCUGAUAAUCCAACAGAUCCCGAGCGCGUCGCGUUGUGUUGUUCCUUCCACUCAUUUAAACAAACGGUAGGUUCAAGACAGGAUAGUCUGGCGCUUCGGCACAACGACACCAGAUCAGAGGUGGCAAGUGUUGAGCAUCCGUAGACGGUAUAGAGGGAAGACACCUGCCAAAACAAAAACCAAGCGUGUGAGGUAUACCACAUUUAAGCAACUGGUGAGUAUAAACAUGAUAUGUCCGUUUUCUAUGUAUUUGAACUUAAUUCGUCGGUGAGUACACCUGCCCCCGUGACUAAGGCACAAAUAAUGGUGCCAACCGGGGUGAUUCAGUUACAUGUGCCGAUAGUGUGGGAUGACUUUCAUUCUUUUGCUUUCAUGCCUUUGAUGUUUACUACGUAUGUUGUCUGUAUUAGUUUUCUAGUUUUUUUGUUUGUUUACAGUGAUCCGCAUGAAACUUGUCGUCGUUUGGUGCAUAUCUGUGCGUUGGUCUUCUAGGUGGGCUGCAGCCAUUUCUCGCGCGUGUUGUCAGCGAAGUCACUGUUGUCAUGCGCAGAUCGGCAGCACCUAGCAUCAGCGGCAUGGUAUUGACUAUAAGACCUUUUCCGACCGAAAUAAUUAACAUUCAACUCGUGCAAUAUGCUUUACUGUGGUAGAUAUGCGCCCUCGGUCUUGCGCGCGUGGUCCUACCCAUAGGUCGGGGAGGGAGGCCAUAGCUGAUUCUCUGUGAAUAGGAAAUAAAAAGGAGUGCCUGCUUUGACCCAUCAUCCCUGUUCUGCAUUAUUACGUCGCGAAGACUGCGGUUGUGCGGGUUCCUUAGUUUGUUAACUAUGCUGGCAAUCGCGUGACAAGUUUCUAUAUAAGGUGUCACUGUUUGCUGUCUGCUGUAUUACGAAUGUGAUCAUGCCUGCCGGGGUUUUCCACCACAGUGUUCUCGAGAUGAUUGGUAUUCUCAGUUGCAGGUACAUUGACCACACAUUUCGGGCUUAGGCGACGGGAACUCUGACAGAUAUGCAAUGGCAGUAUCGUUGCCUAAGUCAUUAAGCAUCGUUAGAAAUUCCGCGAAUUCAUCUUUGAGGAUGCAGAAGUUCCAAUGAACAACAUGAUCUUUGUUAUUGAACGUUAUCUGUUGGCCUGCGUCACAUUCAGUCCACCGGCAAAUACCUGAGCCCUUCCAUUUUCGUUGACCUCUCCGGGUAGACCGCCGUGCAUGUGUUUCGGUCUGGUAUGGACCAUAGAGGUUAAGUGCCGUAGUCUUGCCCAGCUCAUAAUGCGACGGCGCCAGAUAAACCUUUAUUUGGAUUAUGGCAGCACUGACCGCAUCACGACCACUUUGUACGUCAACGAUUGAACACUCUGAUGACCUGCUAUCAUUUUCGAGGUUUCUUCUGAAUGUCACUGGCUGCUCGUCUUCUGCACAUCUAUUCGUUUAGUUUUUAGAUCGUCUAAAAAUCAAGGAGGUAUUUCUUCACCAGCCUCACAUGGAUACACUGGACAGCCUUAAAUAGUCCAGCAAGUAGUGUUUUUCUCCCGGCGUCUUGCUCUUUCGACCUUGUUAAGGUUUACGGCAAAGAAUGAGGUCGAAAAAAGGAAGUAGACACCAGGCUCUAAAUGUUUUAUAUCUUGGAGUUGUGAUCGAACUCAGCAUCUAAGACGGCAGAACACGCGCAGAAAGUUGUAUCAGCGAUAUGGGCCUGCUGUGGUGCCUUAUAGUGGUCACUGCAUUCAUAAGUCGUUUUCGGUCCAGCAAGCCAUAACCCAGGCGGCCUCCACUUAACGCGAUAUUAACCACUUGGCUCCGAACUAGUACCUUUAUCGCAGUAUUUCGUCAUCUGUAAAAUCGCAUUUCUACCCAUAAACUAUUCUUAUUGGAGUUAUGCACAAACCCGAAACACUAACCCACUAUUCUGCCGUCUUACUAGGUUGUUGCGCAGCGAAAGUGAAGGAAAAUAUAGGUGCCACAAGUUAUAUCUUUAAACUGCAGACGUCAGCGGAAUAAUAGUCUGCCACGAUCUCUAAAUAUCUGGGAAGCUGUGGACCAUACUAGCAUUCCUUAGAAUCCUGAUUAAUUGGUUGUACGCACUAGUUGUGCGCGCAGUGAGCAAUUUUAGUUAGUAGUCAGAAUUUUUCAGACAAACCGAAGAACCUAACGGUCAUUUCUGGCCACCCAAACCAUAGGGAGCGCGCUGGAGGGUUGAACUUGCGUCACUUGACUACCCCUGAACUCUCCCAUCGCAUGACUGCUGGUUCGCGUCAUGUCUGCUGACAUACGAAAUACUCAGCUGUCCCUCAGGUCUAGGGAAAAACGAAAAGACCUAUUUAGGCAAUAAAAUCCGGAUAGGUCCUUAUACAUCGGUAUGUAAUGCCGGUUAACUUUCCACCGGCUUCGGCGCACAGUGUAAUUGCUCUGCUUUUCUCCAUGCGUAAGACAUUCUGACAAGAAGGUUUACUGACAUCGCGUUCCGUGCAUCGAAGACCACAGACCGUGCUAGAUCGCCCAUGCGUUCCUAUGUUCGACACCACCACAGUUAUCAUUUGUAAAACGUCGUCUUGUGCCAAGAGUUUGUUUUUUUUUGUCUGCCCUCAGUCAUGACCGGAAAAUUCUCUCACAAAGCCGUUCUUUUUUUUUAAAAAAAUGUCAGCUUGCGGGGUCUUCCUCAGCCGGCCUCCUGCAGCCUCGCUUACAGCCAAACGUGUCCACCAUAUUAGAAAAAUCACCUAUCGAGGUCUCCUUGGAAGGCGAAAAGAGGUUCGAAGUCGUGUACGCCAAGCGCUCUUCUAAGAAAGUAAGAUUCGCUCGCUUGUUUUACCGCCACCUAGCACAAAACGUGGGAGGGUGACGGUAAUAACCAACACCACCAUACUCAUCUUAUUAAGGUUUGCUAACUCUGCAAGGCUCCUCUGUCAAGUUGAAGUCAACUGAAGGCAAAAGGUUUGCCCGCAUAAUUGUGGCAUGCAAUAGGAAAUCAGUUUAGGCUCAGCGAAUCUUAAACGGACAUUCGCACAAACCCUCGAGACAGGAUCCCGAGUGAAUGUUGGAGGAUAUGAAUGCGAGCUUAUAUCUAUGGUAUCCGGUCAAACACCGUGUAAAAUUCAAAAAUUGGAGGUAAUUCGCUUAAUGCCGCUUUAGAUCCUUUCAGGAACACUCUGCCAGCAUCGGUACCGCGACUCCAAAGACGAUCAUCACAAACAAUGGCCUUCCUCGUAAGGUACCUUUGCGAAAUGUUUUCUUACCACGUGUUCGCAGAGUUUCCCGGUGCCUGAGACAGGUUUCUGCGAAAAUUCAUAUCAAAUGCCUGCACCCCCGGAUACUCAUGUGGUAUGAAGUUUUCGCCCUUACAGUGGUCCACUUUUGUAGUGGAGGCACAAUCCAGAGGCCUUACCAGUAACACCCGUCUUUCUCCAUGGGCAAUUUGCCAGACGUUUGCACCCAUACCAGCUCGAUGGAAUCAAAUUCCUCUACGAAUGCCUCAUGGGGUUUCACCUCUCUGGCAGGGAACUCAGUCCUGAUGACUUGAUAGAUCCUCAUCCAAAAAAAGAAGAUGGGGUCACUGGAGCUAUACUGGCGUGA